Messenger RNA from Gavialis gangeticus (Gharial), 3407 nucleotides. It is a transcript of the gene PCDH7, whose product is annotated as protocadherin 7. The record is from RefSeq and is a predicted model, not a curated record. The transcript is spliced from 2 exons. Gene Ontology annotation, biological process: homophilic cell-cell adhesion. Gene Ontology annotation, cellular component: plasma membrane. Lineage: Eukaryota; Metazoa; Chordata; Crocodylia; Gavialidae. The coding region runs from base 87 to 2219 and encodes 710 amino acids. Gene Ontology annotation, molecular function: calcium ion binding.
UGCUGCGGCUGGAUGAGACCUCGGGCUGGCUCAGCGUCCUGCACCGCAUCGACCGUGAGGAGGUCAACCAGCUCCGCUUUACCGUCAUGGCCCGCGACCGCGGCCAGCCGCCCAAGACCGACAAGGCCACGGUGGUGCUGAACAUCCGGGACGAGAACGACAACGUGCCCACCAUUGACAUCCGCAAGAUUGGGCGCAUACCGCUGCGGGACGGCGUGGCCAGCGUGGCCGAGGAUGUGCUGGUGGACACACCGGUGGCACUGGUGCAGGUGUCCGACCGCGACCAGGGCGAAAACGGUGUGGUGACCUGCACCGUGGUGGGGGAUGUGCCCUUCCAGCUCAAGCCGGCCAGCGAGGGUGAGGGCGAGCCACAGAACAAGCGCAAGUACUUCCUUCACACCUCUGCGCCGCUCGACUAUGAGGCCGUCCGUGACUACCAUGUGGUAAUCGUGGCCGUGGACUCGGGCAGCCCCAGCCUGUCAAGCAACAACUCGCUGCUCGUGCGCGUUGGCGACACCAAUGACAACCCGCCUGUGUUCGGUCAGGCUGUGCUGGAGGUCUCCUUCCCCGAGAACAAUGUGCCAGGUGAGCGGGUGGCCACAGUGGUGGCCACGGAUGCGGACAGCGGCAAGAACGCUGAGAUUGCCUACUCUCUGGAGCCAUCGCCGCUGUCAGCUGAGGCACUUGGCGGCCUCUUCAGCAUCGACCCCGACUCUGGGGAUGUACUGGUGCAGGCCGUGCUGGACCGUGAGCAGCGUGACACCUAUGAGUUCCAGGUGACGGCCCGCGACAAGGGUGUGCCAGCGCUGCAGGGCUCCACCACUGUGGUGGUGCGCGUGGCAGACCGCAAUGACAAUGAGCCGCGCUUCAUGCAAGAUGUCUUCACCUUCUAUGUGAAGGAGAACCUGCAGCCCAACAGCCCUGUGGGCAUGGUGACUGUCAUGGAUGCUGACAAGGGCCGCAACGCUGAGCUCAGCCUGUCCAUCCAGGCUGGUGAGCAGGACGGUGCAGCCGGCAUCUUCUCCAUUGAGAAUGACACGGGUACCAUCUACUCUACCGUGUCCUUUGACCGGGAGCAGCAAACCAGCUACACCUUCAGGGUGAAGGCGGUGGAUGGCGGAGAACCACCCCGCUCAGCCACUGCCACUGUGUCCCUCUUUGUCAUGGACGAGAAUGACAAUGCACCCACUGUCACCUUCCCCAGCAACAGCUCCUACACCGUGCUGCCACCCUCCAGCAACCUGCGCACUGUGGUGGCCACUGUGGUGGCCACUGACACUGAUGCUGGCCUCAACGCUGACCUCAACUACAGCAUUGUAGGUGGCAACCCCUUCAGGCUCUUCGAGAUCGACCCAGCCAGCGGUGUUGUGUCACUUGUGGGCAAGCUGGAGCCCAAGCACUAUGGCCUCCACCGUCUUGUGGUUCAGGUGAAUGACAGCGGUCAGCCACCCCAGGCCACCACCGCCUUGCUUCAUGUCUUUGUUAACGAGAGCCUCUCCAAUGCCACCGUAGUGGAGAGCCAGGUGGCCCGCAGCCUGCACACGCCCCUAGCCCAGGACAUUGCUGGCGACCCCAGCUAUGAGCUGAGUAAGCAACGCCUCAGCAUAGUCAUCGGUGUCGUGGCUGGCAUCAUGACUGUCAUCCUGCUCAUCCUGGUGGUGGUCAUGGCCCGCUACUGCCGCUCCAAGGGCAAGCAUGGCUACGAGGCUGGCAAGAAGGACCACGAGGACUUCUUCACCCCACAGCAGCACGACAAGGCCAAGAAGCCCAAGAAGGACAAGAAGGGAAAGAAGGGCAAGCAGCCUCUCUACAGCAGCAUUGUCACCGUUGAGGCCUCCAAGCCCAAUGGGCAGCGCUAUGACAGUGUCAACGAGAAGCUCUCUGACAGCCCCAGCAUGGGCCGCUACCGCUCGGUCAAUGGUGGGCCAGGCAGCCCUGACCUGGCCCGGCAUUACAAAUCCAGCUCACCGCUGCCUACCGUCCAGCUGCACCCGCAGUCCCCCACCGCCGGGAAAAAGCACCAGGCUGUGCAGGAACUGCCCCCGGCCAACACUUUUGUGGGGGCAGGAGACAACAUCUCCAUUGGAUCGGACCACUGCUCCGAGUACAGCUGUCAGGCCAGUGGCAAGUACAGCAAGCAGGUGGAUACAGUGCAGACUACGCAGUCCCCUGGCCACAUUGAGGAAUCGUGUAAAAUGAAUGUAUAUGCUCGUAAGUGAAAUAUUUAUAAAUGAAGCUCCAACUCCAAUGUGUGUUGGAUCAUAAAGCAUGUGAACCCUGCUUAUUGCCAUAUUAAGAAAUCGAUUCCCAGGAGGCAGGGCCACUGCGGAACUAGGAGGACAUUCAAAGCAAAGCUCUUUUUUCAGAACAAAACAAAAUAAAUAUAAGUCAAAAUUUUGGAUUAUUAAAACAAAGAAUUGUGCAAACAAGAGAUUCAGAUUACCUCUUGGAUGUAUUCAGGAUGUUUCUGAACUGAUUCAAGAUUUCAAAACUGAAAAUGAAGGGAUGUGAGAAAGGUUUUGUAAACUGAAGUCAUCAUCUAUGGAGGAACAAAUGCUUACUUAGGACCUAAGUAUGACCUGGAGAACAAGACAUUUUGCCUUCAAUCUGUCUUUGAAAGCAUUGAAAUGUUGCAACUGAAUUUGAUCAGAUUAUUCCUUCAAUUAGUAACUGGGCACUGGGUAGGGAUGAGUUGAAUUUUCUGUGGUUGACAUGAGCAUCUUAUUAUGGGGUGUUGAGGGAAAAGAAAUAUAAACUUGAGGAGAAGCUAGAUCAACAAAGAACAUGGAACCUAUACCUCAGAACUGAAUUCCUGGAAAACCAGAUACAGUCCCAUUUUAAAAAAAUCUUUGAACUACCUGAAGAGGGGAAGAAGCUUGAUAUCUUCUGGAUUUUACUGAGAAAUGGCUGCAAAAGGAAUUCAAAUUAUAUAUGCAGAAGAAACCAAAAUAUGCUAUAUGGUGCUGUCACAUACCCAGAAAUCAUUCUUUAACAUUUCUAUUUUUUUUUACUUUAAUUAAGAAACAUUGAGUAAUCCAUAUGGAUAAGACACUCUGAAGUAUUGAAAAGAAAUGACCUUCCUGUGAUUUGAGCAACUGCACAGAGAAAGGAUUUUCAUUUGUUUAAAUGAAAACUUCAUGAUAGGUGAUUCUUCUUAAAUUUCUAGUCCAUGUUAAGCUAAAUAUAUCAUAUAAAUACAAAGACUAUAUUUUGGUACCCAAGAGAUUAAAAAAUAUAUUUGGACACCACAAUGUUAUUACAUUAUUUUAUGACAUGGGUGAGGGUUAAUAAGGCUGAAUACUCUGUGCUUAAGUGUUAGAGUCACAUCGUUCAUCUUUAUCUUAAGUAACAGAAAACAGGAAAUAAUUAAGUAUUAAUAAAUGUUUCAAACUGCUUCUCUGCUGAAC